GAAAAAUUUUACUUUGGAGUUGAAGACCGUAUGAAAAAUAAAGCGGCACCAGAGAUCCUGCUGGGCAGCUUUCGACGUCGUAUCUUCGUGCAGCCACCACGACGACCUUGGCGAACGACAUAAAAUGAAUUUUAUCACACGAUGAAUAAAAGCUUUUGAAGAUUCUUAUUUCGCGUUUUCCACGAGUCUAUUCAACAACACGGAGUUUUUACUUUCGAUUAGGUUCUCUGACUUCGUUGUCGAAGUAGCCCGCUUUAUUUCACAAAAAUCUUCACGACAUAUUUUUGUUUUUUAAAAACUAUUUCUUUCUGUUUUCGAAGUUUUUGUUUUCCUAUAUAAAUCAGUAAUCGACGAACUGUGAAUAACUUCUCAACAUUGUGUGGGCACUUAUUUUUUACCCUUUCGAAUUAUUAUAGCAUAUUUGGCCCAGCAUGAUGUUUUAUGUCACAGGUUCAAAUACCGCAGCAGGAAAGGGUGUCCAUAGUUCUGUCCUCUUUUCGGUGGUUGUUGGAUACAUUUUGUUAUCUUGGACGGACACAUCAACCUUCCUCGCAUUGGGGAACAAACUGAGCAAAAACGUUCCCGGUGCAGCCACUAGUACCGGCGACUCAGGAGAAGGAAGUGGUUUUCAGGCAGCGGCAGACCUCUCGUCCCCCAACUUGAACGCAAACGGUUUUCUUACCACCACGGUGUAUAGCGAUGGUGCUGCUGGAGGUGCGGAAGCUGGUUCGAGUCGUGAACAGCAGGGCGAAAACCCAGAGGGAACUACUGAUGUUGAGAGUCGCAACACGCAAUCUUUCCACCGAGGUCCAGGCGACUCUAAUGUUCUUGACGACAACGUGGGAGACGGAGAUAGUGCGGGGGGCGCCCAUUGGGCCGCGGGCCAGCGUACAAGUCCCAGAAAGAUGGGGGGCGAUGCUGAUGCACUUGGUGGGAGUAUCGAAAUUGGGUCUACUUCCAUCUCUCCCCCAGGGAGCGAACGAGUACCUGUUAAUACGGGACAUGAAGAAACUGCUCUUGCGUUGGUUCCGCCGGACAUCCACGACCUGCUCCGGGACACUGUCGAGCCGUUGUCGAGUGCCGCCGCCGGCGCAGGAGAGGCAGAUCAUGCUCCUGCACCGGAAAGCAAGCUCCUUGCGACUGUUCAGACGACGUUCCUAGCCGAGGACGAGGUUGGCCUGCCAAACGUCGGCAAUACCUGCUGGCUGAAUUCUUUCUUGCAGGCUUUUCUCCGGCUUCGGAGCGUCGAGCAGUUGCUCGAGACUGAAUACUGCUUCAACGUGAAACCGCAGCUAAAGGAACUGAUCGUGACCUCGGCCUCCACCACCACGACCACCGCGGCACUACUUGAUAAAAACGACAUGGUUGCCCAUGUGGAUGCGCCUCUGCAGAUGCAGUCUCUUAACGUCCACACAACUGCUGUGAAAGGUUGCCAGCCGGCCGUCGAUCAAGCAGCCCACCUGAAAAGCGAUCAUGUUUAUUCUGGUGGAACAAGCAAAACGACCGCUUCCGGAUCAGGAUCUUGUAGCUCUACCGAAGAUGCGUCUACACCCACUUCUGCCAGGACGGAAACUCCCCCGCAUGACGAACAAGCUUUUCUUGUGCACGAAGGAGAAGAACAUGGAGCCGAGAUGAAGCCUGCCCCCGUGGCUGGUCAGCACGCUGCCAAGCCAGACGCGUCAAUAGGCGAAGGUCUGGGAAGUACAGCUGCGCCUCCGCUGGUGAAUGAGAUCGACGUACAGCGGCAAGGGCUGGUGUCGCGUUUUUGCGACGUCUACAUACUAAGUGGAACUUUCUAGGAAUGAGGAAAUUUUGAAUAAAUUGCCCCCCCUUCGAAUUCUCUUCCGACUGUAGCAGCUUUUCGUAGCUGUGUUUGGCUGGCGUGGCGCGCCAGCAUUUGUUUGUUGUAUUCGAAAAUGGAAAGGGGAAGCGACUGCGUCAGAGUUCAGACGCAUUGCCGCGCAGUGAAAUCACCAAAGCAGGCUGGCGGCUUUUCGGGUGCCACUCACCUCGAUAGCCAACCAGCCAUCGCCGGAGGCUCAACACACACCCACAAAGCCGCGCUUCAUCUGAAUAACGGCAGCGAUCUCUACAUGUGCAUCGCAGUCAGAGCAGCGCGCUAAGGUGGCAGGUCUUUGAGGUCUCUGGGCCUAUUCUACCGAACACCAGCCCCCCGGCAAUCCCCUAGUGGGGAUCCCAACCUAACGCGGCAGCCCUGAAAGGGGCCAGUGGGGUCGGACGCGUGGCCUAGCCGUCUUGAGGAGGUGCGGAAACAUUUGAAAAGAAAGGCGGAGGACUACCCCGGCGCCCUCAAGUGCGGCGGCCGGGUUUUGGCGGGGUGCCCCAACAAAGGUCGCGCCCGAGGGCUCAGCCCCGCGUUGAUUUUUUUGCUAUUUCUUCCAUGCUUCAAAUAGCGCUCUGCGCUUUCCGCUCGUGAUUCAAUUUCCGAGGAAAAUGCCGAAGGGGGGGUCGCGGGGGGGCCGGAUUGGGCCUCCGGAGGGCCCCCUCUGAAGGGGGCCAAAAUCGCCCCCGUGCCAUCGUGAUUCAAUUUCCGAGGAAAAUGGCGAAGAGGGGGGGGAGGGCAAGGGGGAGGGGCCGGGGGGGCUCUGAGUUUUCCUCGGAAAUUGAAUCGCGACGGUAUGGCGCCGCUUUUUGCCUUGUUUCGAGGCGAGUCUGGGGCCUGGUCUGUUUUGCUGGCUUUCCCGGGCUCCCUUUUUUGGGUAGCGAGCGCGGCAGCAAAACACGCCCGAAGCGAGGCCAAAACCACCACCAUAGCACCGCGAUUCAAUUUCCGAGGAAAAUUUCGAGUCCGGCGCGAAAUGCCCGCAAGUUGAAGGCGUUAGGAGCAAAGACGCGGCAGGUUGAUUCACGGUGGGAAGCUGUCGACGGCGUGGGAUGUUUGGCGCGGUUCGGUAAGGGGGUACACCUGCCCCGCUAUAGAGUGUUUAUUUGUAGCGCAUGGCGUCCAUGGGUAGGAAGGUCCAUGGCGCCUGAGGUUUUGGCUUAAUAGUUUUGAGAAUGAUGCGCGUGUGUGGAGGCGCCACCGUUCGGAGAGCCAUGCGUUGUCUUUUUGAUGCAGCCGCGAUACAGGCCAUUAUAUGCGAGCCGCGGAUGACUCUCCAGGCUCGGCUACCGCAGUUGUCCGCGGGGCUCUUCGAGCUCUUCUUGCGCAGCGGUAUUCGCAAAUGGGCCGGCACGGGGCCGCGACCUGAUAUCUCCACCUGCCUACUUUCAUCUGGGGAUUGAAAUUUUUCGAAUUUUCCUCAUUCCUAGAAACUUCCGCUUAGUACUACAAGGGCCUGCUUUACGACAAGAAGGUAUCCCGGACGCAGAUGGAAGAACUAAGUACGGGGGUUUCCUUCUUGUUGAUUUCCUCUCAAGAAGACGACGGUGCCGCGGACGGGCACCAUCCUUUUGGGGGCCCUGCAGCCAGUUCUUGCGCAGUUACGGGCCAACAGCAGUGUGCCGAAGAAGCGUUCUUUGUCCUUUUGCGAGAAGCCCUUCCCAAGCUCGCCGACUUGUUUCGUUUGCAGACACAAACCAUCUUUCGCUUGCUCGACCCGGUGCACGCUGGCCAGGAGCAGGAGGUCGAUCCGGCUGCGCUCGCUGGUGGCGAAGGUAGUGCUGACACUAAACCCGAUCAUGUGGAACAUAAAUCGAGCAACCAGGCAUCGCUUCUGGGCCCUCAAAUGUUAUCGGACGAGAAGCAGGACAAAGACCGCUGGUGCCAGCACGGUGCGCGACUGGAGGAGGGCGAUGAAAGCUCCUCCGAGGGUACGACAGCAACAAUUGACCAGAAGGUCAAUGACAUGAGCAUUGAAUCUCAAUCCGCCUCUUGUUUUUCGAAACAGCAGGAUGCUAGUACCAGUACCAUGACACUGCGCGACGACACCGGUCAGCCUGUCAGUUGCGUGUAUCGGAUGAAGCCGGAUCCUGUCGUCACGUUGCGGCUCGACGGAGAAUUAAGCGCGGAGUUAGAUCUGAUCAAGCCGUCCUCGUUCUUCGGCGGAACUGUUGCUCAUUCGGCGCCGCGCCGAACGUCGACUCUGACGACGCACAGUGUCGGCGAAAGUCAGCGAAAGGACAACCACCGUGUCGCCUUGGCCGGCUUACUUCGAAGGUACCAAGAUGGUAUCACGCACCACGCCACGUGUGCGGUCCCCCGCUUGACUUUACAGUCCGGAUCUCAUCGAUCAGCAGCGGGAAGCCGCAGCUUUUCUCCUUCGAAGAGCUUGUUUGUCGGGUCUAGUGAUGAAGGUACGGCCGUGGGAAAGCCUCGUCCUUUCACUUGGGGCCCGGAUCCAGAACUCACUGUUGAGCAUGCGGAAACGAUUCCGACCUCGAGACAGGAGGAAGCAGGCAGUGAUAGUGCAGUGUCGCCGUUCAGGUUCGGGUUGCCGGGCGCUUUAUCUUCGAGCGCGUACAACGAUUUUCGGUCAGCGAAACACGCUGCCACCACCGCGUUCACAUUAUCCACGCACUCCCAGCAAGACGAAAAGCAGUACAAGGAGAAUGUCCGCCUCGUGCGCUUGAUGGACGAGCGCCGGUGGGCGAACCAGCCAGAUGCAAUAAACAAGACAAACAGUGACGCCUGCGUGGCGCUGUUCCAGGCUGGUAGAGCGGUCUUGCAAGAGAGACGUGAGCUGCUGACGGAGACAGGAGCGACUCUCCCCCGCGUCCUGCUGCUCUCGACUCGCCAUCAGCAAGAACAGGUCGCUUCGGUCGUCCGCAGUAAAAAGCGAGGCGACAUGCAGGUCCUAGUGCCACGGGUUCUGGAUGCCAGACAGAUAUUUUCCAGUGCGUCGUUCGACAUUUGCGCCAGAAGUGGAGGCUCGCGCGAGGAUGUAGUAAUGUCACGGCGCGAAAGUGCCAGCAGGUGUGGCGUAAACAGCCACGAGGGCGGCUGCAGGUCACGCUCGUACCACCUACGAUCUGCGGUACUGCACCGAUCUGGUGCUGACGGCGGAAUGGCGCACUACCGUGCCGCGACUUUCACCGAUACAGCAAACCUCUCGCUGCGGUCAGAGGGCAGCCUAGCCUCCGCGCCUCGCACUUUAGAAGAGUAUACUCAUUUUUAUGACGAUGCUGUCGCGAGAACCGUGCGCACGACUAUGAGCAGUCACGUUGACUCGCACACGCCAGCAGCUGCUGCUUCCAUACAAAGGGGAAGUGACGCUGUCGACGAGCUCCGUGAAACCAUUCAACGCGAAGGGAUAUUCUGGCUGUACGAAUUAGUAGAUGGGGAAGAGGACGUUGCCAACGAACAUCAAGCUGAGAUUCCAGUUUCACACCAAACACACAAAAAAGGCGAGACGGGAGCUGCGGCGGACCAUACCGCCCGCACAAAGCUGUCUACCGUGACGGUGACCACUACGGAUAUUGUAAAGCAAGAGACUACCUCUCAUGGGACUGCAAGAGCGGCAUUCUUUCUAGAGCAUGCGCCUGCGUCCGAGAGCGCCAGCGGUAUGCUUGCCGGUUCUGGCACGACGAUUCCAUCUCGCGGAGGGGUCAACAACAAGGCUGUUGGUGACAUUGGCCGCGAAGGCCUCUUUGGCUUCUUCGCUGAAAGAGCUUCUACUUCCUCGGUAGUUCUGGACCCUGCGGCUGCGAGCGACCCGCGGCUAGUAAAAACCUCGAAUGGGUGCAAUAAAGAUGAGCGGCGUUGGGUGGAUUUUUGUCCCCAUGAAGAUGACUCCGGGGGAGCACUGUCCGACUCGGACGCCACGCAGCCGGAGCGCCUUGGAAAAGCAGGCGGUGCGCGCGGUGUCCGGGGGCAUGCGCCCACUCGACCACCGCCAGCACGGGGACGACCGGCGGCAUUCAUGCCCCCGACGAGCAGUACGGUUGCACACCCCGGCACGGAAGUUACAGGCCACCCUGCCCCCUUGACGGCGGAAACUCUAUCCCUGUUGACACGACAAAUGCCUCUCCAGCACCGGAAUGUCCGGCUCUGUUGUUCACCAACCUCAAGCGCUGGUGAUGGUGUGAGUGAAGCAGCCUCGUGUCGGGGUUCAUUUUGUUUUGGAAGCGGUGGCUCAGACGCCGAUUCUGAAGCCGGUGAUUCCCAGGCUGGAGAUGAAGGCGGAAACAGCAGCGGUAGCAUCAGUGAGGACGAAGCACUCCGGCGUGCGAUUGCGGAGUCUCUUAAGGAAGUAGAUCAAGGGACCACACCUACUGCGUCGCCGAACGAGACAAGGGCCACCUAUCGACCACCAGAUGAUGGCACGGGUGAUCAUGUUGAGCUGCUGCCACGAGCAGCCACAUCACGACAUGGGUCGUCAGGUUCAGCAGCCGCAGUUCCAAGCGGCGUCGUUGUUCCUCCAGCGGUUAGUACUGACCACACACCAGCAACACCGCGCGAUGAGCACGGGGAGCAGGGGUCUCAGCCGCGACGCCGGCUGAGGCCCUUACGCGAAUUAUUCGUCGAGACCCCGCACCACCAGCGCGAAUUUCCUAACAUGACACCACGAGGCGCGCAGAAUAUUUUCAAGUCGUUUGACCCCUCUCAACUAGGUGGUUGA
Molecule: messenger RNA, 6521 nt
Organism: Amoebophrya sp. A120
Lineage: Eukaryota; Dinophyceae; Syndiniales; Amoebophryaceae
Source: the annotation of a GenBank genome assembly